AUGUCUCACAACUACUCCUACAGACGACCACCACCAGCUAAAGAUCUAAGAGCCAGCGCUUUCGACUCUCCAGAUCACCUGCACCCUGGAGACCACAGUCACAAUGUUUACAGAUCGUCCCAGGAGGCUCCGUCUCAUUCCACAAUACCAUCCUACCCAUCCUCCUCAUCCAGAGCCUCCGCUGCCACCGAGUCCCCUUACUCCUUCUCACUAAGCCAGUCAGACCCUUACUCCUCCCUAAGCCGGUCAGACCCUUACUCUUCCUCUCUAAGCCGGUCAGAUCAAACUCUGACCCUCCUGAGCAGCUGUGGGCUUGAGCCCAAAGACUUGUCUCUACUAGCCGAGAUGCCUGAGGAGCUCAUCACUGUGGAGAACCUACCACGUCUGCUCCUGGAGAUCAGAAAGAAGAGGGCGACACAGCAGCCACCAUAUCCAGCUAUGACCUCUUACCCCCCUGCUGCCACAUCUCGCCCCCCCACUGCUACCCCUCCUCCAGGCCGUGCGUGGGAGCAGCCUGACCAGAGUCGUUCUCAGCCAUUAGACUACCCCCACCCCGCUCUUCCGCCUUCCCAACUCCUUCCCACAGAACAGGCUGAGCCCUGGCAACUAGAUCGUCAUGGCAACCCGAUGCAGUACACACGCUCUCGCCUGGAACCUGUGCCUGUCCGAGUUGUGGACUACCACUAUGGUAAAGAAACUCCCAGAAGUUACCAAACUCCUAGGUCCACUUACAACACGGCCCAAGGAGGAAGCAGCAACACCUGGAAACCCCCCAACUCAUCCCAACCAGCAGUAGAUUACAGGUACCCACCACCUACAGACUACAGACCACGCCCAGACCAAGAUGUCCCAGUUGUCACAAUCAAGAUGGCCACCUCUGGCAAAACUCCCACCAAGAAGGCUGCUCUUGACUUCCACGGAGAAAUCCCCCAAACUUCUGGUUCACACACGUCAAUGGAACUCAACAUGCAGACGGACAGCUCACACUUCUUCAAAUGUAUCCUGAAUGGGAUUGCCGGAUGCAGACCGCCAGAAGGUAAACUGUCAAGUAGCGGCUCUAGAAAAAACGUAGACACUAAGACAAAGGUUACAAAGGGGAGUGGCAAAGUGGUUUGUGCCAAAUUUACCGCCCGGUGUCUCAACGAAGAUGGUUUGAAGGACCUGAUUAAACCGUUUGGGGAAGUUGUGAAAGUCAUCAUGUUCCCUGCUUUGCUUCAGGCGUUUGUGGAGAUGGGCUCAACUGACCAGGCCGCCGAUAUUGUGACAUACUACCUCAGUAACCCAGUGAUGGUGAAAGGAGGACAAGUCACCUUCUCUGUCUCGUCAACAUUUAAUUUCCUACAGGCAUUUGUGGAAAUGACUAAUGCACUGGAUGCACAGAAGCUGGUUGGACACCAUACAUCCAAACACCUGAAAAUAGAUGAGAUACAUAUUAAAGUGGCCUUCUCAUCAGAGUAUAAUACACUUCGGACCAUGUCUGAGAGGAAGUCUUCAGACAGGAGCAGGAAGUCUGAAGACAGAUCGAAGAGAAAGAGAACCCCAAGCCCCAGAAGGCGGUCCCUCAGCCCCAGGAGAGAUUCCCCAAUCUCCUCAAAGAGGAGGAGGAGUAGAGAGAGGGAUAGCGACCGUCACAAAGAACGGGCGAAAUCAAACUGUGGGGGUAAAAACAGGCCAAAGUCCCCCAGCAAACAGAGCUCCAGUCGGUCCCCCAGAAGCCUUCGCUCCCAUACUAAAGAGCGGGUGUCCAGUGAGAAGGUAUCCCCCAUUUCCUCAUCCACUCGCUCACAACCUCCCACCAAGAAUAAGACCCCAUCCCAGUCCUCCACUGUGAUGGAGAAGUCCAAAAAGGCUGUCGACACGAUUGACCAGAGCAAGCAAGAAACUGCGACCCACGACAGCCAGGAGGAUGGAGCCAUGGAGGCCUGUGAUAUGGACAGUGACAUCGAGGGGAUGGCCGUGUAUGGGGAGGAUGGGGAGGAGAACUCUGACAUGGGAGAGGUGGGGGAGGGAGAGGAACGAGAUGAACUGCAGGAGAGUGCUGAGGACUUAAUCCAGGAGUUUAAAGACCUAUGUGAGCCCAGGCAGAAAGCAACUUCUGGGACUGUAGAUGAUGCUCCUACAGAAGAGCUCUCAGCUACCGGGUCAGAACAGGGGAAAGAGCUCUCAGCUCCCGUUAAAUCCUAA
Oncorhynchus gorbuscha (pink salmon) is the source of this 2184-nucleotide messenger RNA. Its product is annotated as matrin-3-like. Bases 1 to 2184 code for a protein of 727 amino acids. NCBI's taxonomy places the organism in Eukaryota, Metazoa, Chordata, Actinopteri, Salmoniformes, Salmonidae. Gene Ontology annotation, molecular function: nucleic acid binding; ubiquitin protein ligase activity. Gene Ontology annotation, biological process: protein ubiquitination; ubiquitin-dependent protein catabolic process; mRNA processing. Gene Ontology annotation, cellular component: nucleus. The record is from RefSeq and is a predicted model, not a curated record. The transcript has 9 exons.